Messenger RNA from Sebastes umbrosus (honeycomb rockfish), 9791 nucleotides. It is a transcript of the gene itpr2, whose product is annotated as inositol 1,4,5-trisphosphate receptor, type 2. The coding region runs from base 416 to 8521 and encodes 2701 amino acids. The record is from RefSeq and is a predicted model, not a curated record. Gene Ontology annotation, cellular component: membrane; endoplasmic reticulum. NCBI's taxonomy places the organism in Eukaryota, Metazoa, Chordata, Actinopteri, Perciformes, Sebastidae. The transcript has 58 exons. Gene Ontology annotation, molecular function: inositol 1,4,5 trisphosphate binding; inositol 1,4,5-trisphosphate-gated calcium channel activity. Gene Ontology annotation, biological process: calcium ion transmembrane transport.
UGCUGUGAAUCAAAACACCGAGCCUGUCAGUGAACGGAACUGAGUCAGAGUCUGACAGCAGCAGUCUCCUCCCACUGAGCCUGAUGAGAAGACGAGCAGCUCCAGUCUGUCUGACAUACAGGAAGAAGUUGAACAAGUCUCACAACCAAACACUGAACGCUGGAAACCUUCACAAAGAAACAAAUCAACAUCAGUUUUUAGUGUUUUUGCGCUUUCACUUGAUUUCCUGAGUGGACUUUGUGACUUUGUGUGUUUGUGCCAUGCGCAGCUGGAAGAAUGGAGGUGAAUGUGAGGACUGCUGCUGAUCUGGAGGAGCUGCUGUAACGUGAGGACUAUUACUUCACCCGAAGAGAAGAAGAAAGUCUGUCGCUUUCUAAAUGGAGAACAUCUGAAAGGAAACGCACAUUGAGUAAUAAUGUCCGACAGGUCCAGUUUCCUCCACAACGGAGACAUUGUGUCUCUUUACGCAGAAGGCUCAGUGAAUGGCUUCAUCAGCACUCUGGGGCUUGUGGAUGACAGGUGCGUGGUCCAGCCUGAUGCUGGAGACCUGGCCAACCCACCCAAAAAGUUCAGAGAUUGCCUCUUCAAGGUGUGUCCCAUGAACAGAUACUCGGCCCAGAAGCAGUUCUGGAAGGCCAAACAGGGAAAACAAGGAAACAACAACACACAGGGAGACCUGUUUAAGAAGUUACAGCAUGCGGCGGAGCUGGAGCAGAAGCAGAACGAGUCGGAGAGCAAGAAGCUCCUCGGAGAAGUUGUGAAAUACAGUAAAGUCAUCCAGCUCCUGCACAUUAAGAGCAACAAGUACCUGACGGUGAACAAGCGUCUCCCCGCUCUGCUGGAGAAGAACGCCAUGCGUGUUUCUCUGGACACGGCGGGGAAUGAGGGCUCCUGGUUCUACAUCCAGCCCUUCUGGAAGCUCCGCAGCGAAGGAGAUAACGUGGUGGUUGGAGACAAGGUGGUGCUGAUGCCGGUGAACGCAGGGCAGCCUCUUCAUGCCAGUAACAUCGAGCUGCUGGACAACCCCGGCUGCAAAGAGGUUAAUGCUGUUAACUGUAACACCAGCUGGAAGGUCACCUUGUUCAUGAAGUUUAGCGACUACAGGGAAGACGUGCUGAAGGGGGGAGACGUGGUGAGGCUGUUUCACGCCGAGCAGGAGAAGUUUCUGACCUGUGACGAGUACAAGAAGCAGCAGCACGUCUUUCUCAGAACCACGCUGCGGCAGUCCGCCACCUCCGCCACCAGCUCCAAGGCUCUCUGGGAGAUCGAGGUCGUGCACUAUGACCCCUGUAGAGGUGGAGCCGGCCAGUGGAACAGCCUCUUCCGCUUCAAACACCUGGCGACCGGGAACUACCUCGCGGCAGAGGUGAACCCUGAAUUCAAAGACAACACGGUGGAGCCCAAAGGAGAGAAUGAGACGGACACUUUGUUCUCCAAGAGGAAGCAUCAAGCAGCGGAGAAGAUCGCUUUCACCCUGGUGUCUGUUCCCCAUGGGAACGACAUCGCCUCUCUGUUUGAGCUGGACGCCACCACGCUGCAGCGGGCCGACUGUCUCGUGCCCAGAAACUCCUAUGUGAGACUCAGGCACCUGUGCACCAACACCUGGGUGACGAGCACCAACUUCCCCAUCGAUGCAGAGGAGGAGCGUCAGGUCAUGCUCAAGAUCGGCACCUGUCCCACUAAAGAGGACAAAGAGGCGUUUGCCAUCGUGUCCGUCCCUCUGUCGGAGGUCAGAGACUUGGACUUUGCCAACGAUGCCAGCAAGGUCCUGGAGUCCACCGUGAGGAAGCUUCAGUACGGAAACAUCGCUCAGAACGAGAGGAGGUUUGUGACUAAGCUCCUGGAGGACCUUGCUUUCUUUGUGUGUGUGGUAUCGAACAACGGCCAGGAGGUUCUGUCCGUGGUCACCUCCACGCCCAACCGAGAGAGGCAGAAGCUCAUGAGGGAACAGAACAUCCUCGCCCAGAUCUUCGGCAUCCUGAAGGCUCCGUUCACAGAUCAGGGCGAUGGUCCGAUGCUGAAGUUGGAGGACUUGGGAGACCAGCGCUACGCUCACUUCAAGUACAUGUUGAGACUCUGCUACCGGGUGCUACGCCACUCCCAACAGGACUAUCGCAAGAACCAGGAGUAUAUUGCCAAAAAGUUCUCCAUCAUGCAGUCUCAGAUUGGCUAUGAGAUCCUGGCCGAGGACACGAUCACCGCCCUGCUGCACAACAACCGCAAGCUGCUGGAAAAACACAUCACAGCCAGGGAGAUCGAGACCUUCGUCAGCCUGCUGAGGCGCAACAGAGAGCCCAGAUUCCUGGAUUAUCUGUCUGAUCUCUGCGUGUCCAACAAGACUGCCAUCCCCGUCACACAGGAGCUCAUCUGUAAAUUCAUGCUGAACCCCACCAACGCAGACAUCCUCAUCCAGACCAAACUAAUCCCUAACACAGAGACCACCCUGGAGUCCUCUCUGGUGCUGGAGGAGGUGGAUGAGGAGGAGGUUUGGCUCUACUGGAUCGACAGCCACAAGGAGCCUCACGGCAAAUCCAUCCGCCACCUGGCCCAGGAUGCUAAGGGCACCCACAAGAUGGAUGUAGACAUUAUCACCUAUUACAGGUACCAGCUGAACCUCUUUGCUAAAAUGUGUCUGGACCGUCAGUACCUCGCCAUCAACCAGAUCUCCUGUCAGCUCUCCGUGGAUCUGAUCCUGCGCUCCAUGUUCGACGACUGCCUGCCCUACAACCUCAGAGCCUCCUUCUGCCGCCUCAUGCUGCACAUGCACGUGGACCGCGACCCGCAGGAGGCCGUAGUGCCUGUACGCUACGCCCGCCUCUGGACCGAGAUCCCUUCCAAGAUCACCGUCCACGAGUUCGAGUACGAGUCCACCGACUCAUCAAGAGAGGAGAUGAAGAGAAAGUUUGCUCCCACCAUGGAGUUUGUGGAAGAAUACCUUAAAGAUGUGGUCAGCCAGCCGUUUCCGUUCGGGGAUAAAGACAAGAAUGAACUCACGCUAGAGGUGGUGAAUCUGGCUCGUAACCUGGUUUACUUUGGUUUCUACAGCUUCAGUGAGCUGCUGCGUCUCACACGCACUCUGCUGGCCAUCCUGGAUAUUGUCCAGCACCCCCUCACCUUCAUGAACAAGCUCAACAAGAGCCCAGAGGCUGGCAACAACGUCCUGCGUACGAUCCACGGCGUCGGGGAAAUGAUGACUCAGAUUAUGAUGAGUCGAGGCGUGCCGCAAUGCCUCCCCGACGCCCCUCCGUCCCUGCGCUACGGGAGAGGACACUUCCUGCCGGACAACGAGGACGUCAUGGUGAUGGACACCAAGCUGAAGAUCAUCGAGAUCCUGCAGUUCAUCCUGAGUGUGAGGUUGGAUUAUAGGAUCACAUAUCUGUUGUCCAUCUACAAGAAAGAGUUUGGGGACAAGACCAUCUCUGAAAGCUCUGCCUCUGUGUCUGAAAUGCCUCCAAUGACACCUUCUGAACCAGACAUAGACGAGAUUGCAACCAAAGCAGAGAGCAUGUUUGCAGGGAGCUCCAGCUCAGAGCUAAGUGCGGUGGAACUGGACGACGAGGGGGGCCGGACCUUUUUGAGGGUUCUGAUCCAUCUCAUCAUGCAAGAUUACCCCCCGCUGGUGUCUGGCUCGCUGCAGCUCAUCUUCAAACACUUCAGCCAGAGAGCCGAGGUCCUGCAGGCCUUCAAACAGGUCCAGCUGCUAGUGUCAGAGCAGGAUGUAGAGAACUACAAGCAGAUCAAGACCGACCUGGACCAGCUGCGUCUGACUGUGGAGAAGUCGGAGCUGUGGGUGGAGAAGAGCGGAGUCUACAGCAGCGAAGACCUCGUGGUCCGGCCGUGCAAAGAGCAGAACCUCGAGGAGGUUGUCCUGAGCCCCGUACAGGACGGAGAUAUCAAACCUCAAAUUGACAGCAACAAAGCAAACAACUACAACAUCGUCAAAGAGAUCCUACUGCGGCUCAGCAAGCUGUGUUAUCCCAGUAAGAAGAGUCGUGUGCAGCAGCAGAGGCUGCUGAAGAACAUGGGGGCCCACACCGUGGUGCUGGACCUGCUGCAGAUCCCCUACGAGAAGAUUGACGAGAAGAUGAAUGAGAUCAUGACCCUGGCUCAUGUAUUCCUGCAAAACUUCUGCAGAGGAAACCCUCAGAACCAAGCUCUGCUCCAUAAACACCUGAACCUCUUCCUCACUCCGGGGUUGCUUGAAGCUGAGACGAUGCUUCACAUCUUCAUGAACAACUACCAGCUGUGCCACGAGAUCAGCGACCGCGUGGUCCAUCAUUUUGUCCACUGCAUUGAAACGCACGGGAGACACGUUCAGUACCUCAAGUUCCUUUCCACCAUUGUGAAAGCGGACGGGAAGUACGUGAAGAAAUGUCAGGACAAGGUCAUGACAGAGCUGGUGAACGGAGGCGAGGACGUGCUGGUGUUCUACAACGACCGCUCCUCGUUCCCGGUGUUGCUGCAGAUGAUGGGCUCCGAGCGAGAGCGGACGGACGAGGACGGAGCUCUGGCCUACCACAACAACCUCGUGGAGCUGCUGGCUGCCUGCACCGAAGGCAAGAACGUCUACACCGAGCUGAAAUGCAACUCUCUGCUGCCGCUGGACGACAUCGUCAAAGUUGUCACUGAUCUCCACUGCGUACCAGAGGUCAAAACCGCCUACGUGAACUUUGUGAAUCACUGCUACGUGGACACAGAGGUAGAGAUGAAGGAGAUCUACACCUCCAACCACAUCUGGAAGCUCUUUGACAACUUCCUGGUGGACAUGUCCAGUGUGUGCAACAGCACCACAGACCGUAACCAUGCCGACCUGGCCCUGGAGAAGUAUGUGACGGAGACGGUGAUGGCCAUCGUGAAGGGUUUCUUCAGCUCACCGUUCUCCGUCAACCACUCCAACCUGCAGACGAACCAGUCCGUCUUCAUCAAGCUGCUUCAGUCUUCUUUCAGGAUCUAUAACUGCACCUGGAUCAACUCAGCUCAGAGGGCUAAUAUCGAGUGCUGUAUUAAAACACUGGCUGACGUCGCUAAGGCUCGGGCCAUAGCCAUCCCAGUGGACCUGGACAGUCAGGUCAACACUUUGUCUCUCAAGGUCCACAGCAACAUGGUGCAGCGAGCAGCCAAGGACUGGAGGAUCUCCGCCCGCACACGACCCCGCAAGGAGCCCCUGGGUGGCCCCGACUACAAGAACAUCAUCGAGAAGCUGCAGGGGGUCGUGUCCCUGCUGGAGGAGCAGUUCAGUCCCAAGGUUCAGGCAGAGUUCUCCGUGCUGGUGGACGUUCUUCACAGCCCGGAGCUGCUGUUUCCAGAGGCGGCUCGGCUACGCUGUGAGAGCGGAGCUUUCAUGUCCAAACUGAUCAAACACACCAAGAAGCUGAUGGACAAAGAGGAGAAGCUGUGUAUCAAGAUCCUGCAGACACUCAAAGAGAUGCUGGACAAGAAGGAAUGCUUCCAGGAAGCCGACCCGCUGGCUCUGGGUAAAACAGACGACAAGGCACCGUGUUCAGGUGGAGACGAGUUAAGAAAGAUCCUCCUCACACGCUACUUUGGAAAUCAAAAGCUUCUCUCCAAGUCAGAGCUCGGGAGUGGAAACAGCUCAUCUGGCGGCUUUGUCAAACCGUCAUCCGGAGGAGGUUCUCCCAUGCUGGACUCUGACAAGCUGGGCAGCAGUGUGGUGGAGAUCCAGUGUCUCUUGGACAACGUCGGCGCGUCAGAGCUGGUGAUCGACCUCAUCGUCAACACCAAGAACGACCGGGUGUUUGAGGAGAGCAUCCAGCUGGGCAUUGCCCUUCUCCAGGGCGGAAACACACAGAUACAGAACUCCUUCUAUAACCAGCUGUACAAGCAGAAGAAGUCCGAGAGGUUCUUCAAGGUUUUCUACGACCGCAUGCGCCUGGCUCAGCAAGAGAUCCGAGCCACCGUGUCCGUCAACAUGUUCGAGCUCAGCUGCAGAAAAAGGGACGACGACGGUGACGUCAGCGGCUUCAGGAUGAAGAAAGGGAAAGACUCCGGUCUUCUGAUGAGGGAGGACAUGCGGGGGCAGCUGAAGGAGGCCUCCUCUGUGACCUCGAAGGCCUUUUGUGCCUUCAGAAAGGAGCUGGAUCACGACCUCGAAGGCCUCGGCCAGAACAGCGAGAUGGUCGGGGCUGAAGAGGUUAUAGAAGAAACUCAGAUGAGCCAAGCCAUCACCAUCAUGAAACCUAUCCUACGUUACCUCCAGCUGCUCUGUGAGAACCACAAUACAGGCCUGCAGAACUUUCUGCGCAACCAGAGCAACAAGACGAACUACAAUCUGGUGUGUGAGACUCUUCAGUUUCUGGACUGUAUUUGUGGAAGCACCACCGGAGGCCUCGGGCUGCUGGGCCUUUACAUCAAUGAGAGUAAUGUGGACCUGGUUCGCCAAACCCUGGAAACCAUCACAGAGUACUGCCAGGGCCCCUGCCAUGAAAACCAGAGCUGUAUAGCCAAGCAUGAGUCAAACGGCAUUGACAUUAUUAUCGCACUGAUUGUGAACUCCAUCAACCCCCUGGGGAAGCAUCAUCUGGACCUCGUGCUGGUGCUCAAGAACAAUGCCUCCAAGCUCCUACUGGCUAUCAUGGAGAGCCGCCAUGACAGCGAGAACGCCGAGAAGAUUCUCUACAAGAUGAGACCCACCGAACUGGUGGAUGUAAUGAAGGAAGCCUACGCCCAGGGUCUGGAGAGCGAGGAGGACGAGGACAGCGUCGGAGACCAGAUCAAGCCCAGAGACGUCGGGCACAACAUUUACAUCCUGGCCCACCAGCUGGCCCGACACAGUAAGAUCCUGCAGCAGAGCCUGAGGCCGGGGUCGGGGUUGGGGCCGGGGUCGGGGGUGGACCCUGAGAAGGAUGAUGCCCUCCAUUACUACGCCAAUCACACAGCUCAGAUAGAGAUUGUGCGUCACGACCGCACCAUGGAGCAGAUCGUGUUCCCGGUCCCCAACAUCUGCGAGUACCUCACGGAGGAGUCCAAGGUGCGCGUGUUCACCACCACGGAGAGAGACGACCAGGGCAGCAAGGUUAACGACUUCUUCCAGCAGUUUGACAACCUCUACAACGAGAUGAGGUGGCAGAAGAAGAUCCGCAAAAAUAAGGCUCUGUUCUGGUUCUCACGCCACAUCUCUCUCUGGGGGAGCAUCUCCUUCUACCUGGCCUGUCUGCUCAACAUCGCUGUGGCUGUAUUCUACCCUUUUGGGGAUGAUGGAGAUGAGGGCACCUUGUCGCCCUUCUGGAAUAUCUCGCUGUGGGUGGCGUUGGGCGUGUUCACCUCCUUACUUCCUGUCUUACCCAAGCCGUUGGGCAUCCUGUUCUUCCUGGUCUCCCUCAUUCUACGAGCCAUCUACACGAUGGGCCUCGGCCCGGCUCUGCUGUUGCUGGGGACUGUCAAUCUGUUCAACAAGUUGGUCUUCCUCGUAAGUUUUGUGGGCAACCAGGGGACGUUCACUCGAGGCUACCAAGCUGUUGUUAUGGACAUGCUCUUCAUUUACCAUUUGGGCUACGCCAUCAUCUGCGUCCUGGGCCUCUUUGUGCACGAGUUCUUCUACAGCUUUCUGCUGUUUGACCUGGUGAUCCGAGAGGAGACGCUGCUCAACGUGAUAAAGAGCGUGACGAGGAACGGCCGCUCCAUCAUCCUGACGGCUGUUCUGGCCAUCUUCCUCGUCUACUUCUUCUCUAUCAUCGGCUUCCUCUUCCUCAAGGACGACUUCCGCAUGGAGGUGGACCGCCUUCCUGCUCCAGGUGAUUUAUUGAGUAACAAUGGAGCUGCUGACUCAUGUAUGAAAGAUAACUGCCCUGAUUCAACACCUAAACCUGUUCCUGACGACGGGACGGAGCGGGUGUGCGACACUCUGCUCAUGUGCAUAAUCACAGUGUUGAACCAGGGACUCCGUAACGGAGGAGGUGUGGGAGACAUCCUCAGGAGACCCUCCAAAGAGGAGCCACUCUUUGCGGCCCGAGUGGUUUACGACCUUCUGUUCUUCUUCAUCGUCAUCAUCAUCGUUCUUAACCUCAUCUUCGGUGUUAUCAUCGACACCUUCGCAGACUUGAGAAGCGAGAAACAAAGGAAGGAGGAGAUCCUGAAAACCAGCUGUUUCAUCUGUGGGUUGGAGAGGGACAAGUUUGACAACAAGACGGUGUCCUUCGAGGAGCACAUCAAAUCCGAGCACAACAUGUGGCAUUACCUUUACUUCCUGGUUCUGGUGAGGGUGAAGGAUCCGACCGAGUACACCGGCCCCGAGAGCUACGUCGCCCAGAUGAUUGCGGAGAAGAACUUGGAGUGGUUCCCCCGCAUGAGAGCCAUGUCUCUGCUGAGCAGCGAGGGAGACAACGAGCAGAACGAGAUGCGCUCUCUGCAGGACAAACUGGACAGCACCGUCACUCUGGUGUCUCAGCUGUCGGGCCAGCUGGCUGAGCUCAAGGAACAGAUGACAGAACAGAGGAAGAACAAGCAGAGGCUCGGCUUCCUGGGUCCUCCUCAGCCCAACCAUCACACCCCGGCGACCCACUGAGGGGCUCGAGGCUCGAACAGGAAGUGGUGACGGCCCCCCCCCCCCCCCCCCCCCCCGACUGCAGGCUCGCAGUACAAACCAGCUAGAAAUGCAAAAACUCCAGCCUUAAGAACAAUACAUGUUCUCAGAGUACACUUACAAUUACUGAGGCCAGCAAGUGUUGACACGUAAUUAGCGACAUAAUGGCCUUUCCUCUGACACAAUCAGUACCUUAUGGGAUACUAACUGUGCCUCAUGUGCUCACUCGGCCACUAGGAGCGUGCUUUACUGUCCGUCUGUACACAAACACCCUCGUACAGAGGAGCUCGGCUCUGUGAAUGAUUGGCCAGACGCGGCACACAUCUGCCAGUGUAGUGUUAGUGUGCCAGACAGAGGUCGAGGGGAAAUGUUAAGGUAAGGUUAAUGGUUAAGUGCUGUCAAGUCUGCGGACGGGCACGUCUCGUUCCUCGACUGUCCUCGACUGUCCUCAGCGGUGAUGUGUCAGAGAGCGGACAGAGAGGUCUCUCAGUCGGUGAUUGGCGGCGUCGGAGACGUUGUUGGGUUUUGGCCUCCGGGGAGAGAGUGAACAUCAUAUUUUUCCUCCUUUCUGAUGCUAUCUAUGAGACAGUUUGCGGUUCAUAACUGGAGUAUUAUUUUUGCAUUUUGGAAAAGGUAUCCUGCUGCCUUACUCAUUAACUUUUCUAAACAGAAACAUUGCAACUGCUGAACAUGCACUUUUUUAAAAGAAAAAUAAAGUGCUAAAAUAUAAGCCUGUAACUGGAAGCAAUGGUUAGAUGGGGUAUUAUUUUUACAUGCUUUGUGUUGCGUUCGCUGCACCAUUUCAGUUGCCUUUUUAUAGAUUUCUACAGAGUAUAUAAGUAACAUAAAUGUGAAUUAAAAAUAACGAUUGCCUGUGCAGAACUUACUUGAAAUUUCUUUUUAAAGUCAAAAUGGUAUAUUGGUACAUAAUGUAGUACUGACCGAGGAUGGUAAACGUACAGUUCAUUGUUACAAUAUGAACAUCCUCAUGUCUGUAGAAAUGUCCGCUAAUAUUAACUGUAUCCGCUCUGUUUCUUAAAGUGUCAUGUUUUUAGUGUAAAUCAUCCUCACUGGUCUCUCUGGGACUGCAAUUGAUUGUUAAAGUCUGUUUUAAACUUGCACAAACUAACGGCAGAUACAAGCGCAUGCACUCGAUGGUGAACUGUCCUGGGACAUUUUCUGUUGAAACAAAGUUUAGAGAAAAAUGUCUUUUAUGUGGCUGGAUGUUGUAAUAAAUUUGUAACAAGACUCA